GCUGACAUGGAACGUAUAUGUUUGAUUCUUUUGCUGUUAUCUAAAUUAUUAAUAGUUAAAGCACAGUUCAAUGGAUACAACUGUGAUGCCAACUUCCAUAGCCGUUUUCCUGCUGAGCGGGACAUCAGCGUGUACUGCGGUGUACAAACCAUCACUCUGAAGAUUAACUUCUGCCCGGUGCUUUUCUCUGGCUACACUGACACUGACUUGGCCCUAAACGGUCGCCAUGGUGAUGCCCAUUGCCGAGGGUUCAUUAACAACAACACCUUCCCUACAGUGGUGUUGUUCAGCAUCAGCCUUAGCACAUUGGAGGCCUGUGGCAACUUGCUAGUGGUAUCCAAAGCUCAGGGUCCCAAUGCAUAUGGGAACCUUUCGCUGGUGCAGAUUGGGAACAUAUCAGGGUACAUCGACACGCCUGACCCUCCUACUGUUAUCAGCUACCUGCCUGGACUCCUCUAUAAGUUCAGCUGCAGCUAUCCACUGGAGUACCUGGUGAACAACACACAACUGGCAUCGUCUGCCGCAGCGAUUUCUGUAAAGGACAGCAAUGGUACAUUUGUAAGCACACUGAACUUACUGCUGUACAAUGACUCCACAUACGUCCAGCACCUGGCCAUCCCAAUGGAAGGCCUCACUCUGAAAACUCGUGUGUUUGCUGCGGUCAAAGCCACAAACUUGGACAGGAGGUGGAAUGUGCUGAUGGAUUACUGUUACACCACUCCAUCUGGGAAUCCUAAUGACAAGCUCCGAUACGAUCUUUUCGUUGGGUGUGACAAGGACCCUCAGACGACAGUGUUUGAAAAUGGAAAGAGUCAGAUGGGGCGUUUCUCCUUCGAGGUAUUCCGCUUCGUCAAGCACAAGAAUCAGAAGAUGUCCACUGUCUUCCUGCAUUGUGUGACCAAGCUGUGCCGCUCAGACGACUGCCCCAUGCUUGUGCCGAUUUGUGGAAUGCGUAAGAAACGGGAUGUUCCAGAGAGUGCGGAGUCUCAUGCAGUAUCUGGGAAUGCUGUUAUAACUGCAGGACCCAUCAUCACUAGGAGUGAUGAAACUCCAACCAACAACUCUCAGCUGGCUCCACUAAACAGUAGUUCAUUCAAGAUGACCUCAGUAACGAGUGCUCUCAUAUCUGGCAUUAUCAUCUUGGCUGUAAUGAGCAUGUGCUUCUUCAUCUUCUCUCUGACGCUCCUGAAGGGGAAACGUCCACCUCCAACACCACUGUCUGCAGCCCACAAUCCUGCUUUUAGCUAAACACACACACACACACACACACACCAGCUUACUGGUGCAUUAUGUAGAAAUACUGCAUUUAAGUUGGUUAAUAUGAUGAAUUUGAAAACAUAUGUCUCAUUUGGAAAAUUACUCCUGAUAGUUUUGUUAGGAAAUGACACUAUCUAUUGUCAUAAACAUUAUACAGAGAUUAUACAGAAUAUAUAAUAUUAUAACCAACAUAAACAAUGCACUUCCAACAGCCACAUACUGUAGCUACAAAUGCAUACAGUUGGGACAAAAUUUCACCCCAUAGAGCAAUCCAAUCAAAUAUCUCCCCAGGUGAGACAUUUCCACCACUAUUAGGAUACACAUCUACCUAUAAAUGUAGUGUAGGUAGUAAAGAAUUAAGUGUAGUACACAAUUCCAGUGAAAAAGGACAUUUCAGACAAAUGUCCUUCAUCAGCUGUGCAAGCGAUGUGCACUGCAGUUGUGUCCUGGAUUCUGUCAAUGAAACUAGACAUAUUCAGUUGUAUAACGCAUUCUGAAAUAGAGAAUAGGUUCGAAUGAUACGUAUCAUAUUUGUUGUAGAUUUGUUUCAAUCAGUAAGCAAACCUACAGCUCUGUUUAUACAUGUAUUUAAAGUAACAGCGUGGAUCCAAAUCUGUGAGAGUAAAUCUUAACUUAAAGUCAAUACCUCAGUCUCUCACCAUCUGAUUGCAGGGUGUAGGAUCUAUUACAUUUACGUACAUAGAAACAGGUAUAUUUUACACUUCAUUUAUCACAUUGUGCCACAACUAUUAGGCUGCAAUAAAGUCAAGGUGCAAGAUACGAGGAAGAGGGACGAGAGACUGGGUAUAACACAUUAUGAAGGAGACUUGCAGCCUGAUUGAUG
Hemibagrus wyckioides is the source of this 2101-nucleotide messenger RNA. It is a transcript of the gene zpld1a, whose product is annotated as zona pellucida-like domain containing 1a. Bases 7 to 1248 code for a protein of 413 amino acids. Gene Ontology annotation, cellular component: cell surface. Lineage: Eukaryota; Metazoa; Chordata; Actinopteri; Siluriformes; Bagridae. The record is from RefSeq and is a predicted model, not a curated record. The transcript has 10 exons.